GUAUAAAGCUCUGUUCCUCUUCUUGCUUAAACCCUUCAUAUCUGUAGCUCGUUGCUUUCUACACUGUUCUCUGGUCAUCUACCACUACCUUGCAUUUGGUAGAGGAACGGUUUGCACCUUGUAAAAAAGUCCAAAGUUACAAUCUUUCCAACAAUACCCGAAAUCCCACACCCCCUUCACUUGAUAUUCACCUAAAAAUGAAACCUUUCUCUUAUUAUAACUUUCAGAAGCUGAAAUGCUUGUUGGGAAAGAGUAAAGCUUUCUUUUGAUUUAUUUGAGGAGGUUGAAGGAUUUGGUUUUGGAGUUUUGGAAGGAGGACCAUCGGAGAGAAACAACUUAACAUCAGCGUGUACUACUCGGGCCUUAAUCAGAGACAGUUAUCUUUCAACAAUUAUCUGUGCCCUGAUUUGGACAAAAAGAGGAAGUCAAAGCCGAAGUUAUACUCUGUUACAAUCCAUGGCUGAGACAUCUGCGAACACCAUUAGCGUGAAAGCCUUGGUGGAUAAGGCGAGCAACCAAAUUAUCUUUAUAGAGUCUGAUAAUGAUUUUAUUGAUGUUCUCUUCAGUUUCUUGACAAUCCCGAUGGGAACAAUUAUGAGGCUGGCCCCUAAUCAGUCAGUACCAUUAGAAAUAGGUUGUAUAAAAAAUUUGUAUUCAAGUGUUACGAAUAUGGAUGUAAAGCAUUUCCGUACUGAAGCAUGUAGAGACAUGUUGCUAUGUCCUCGCAAUGUGGCAGAAUCUCAGUGCAGGAACCUCAAACCGAAGAUUGACAAUGGUGAGCCCACACAGUACUUUUUGUGCUCACGUAACUACAGAGGAGAAUGUAAGUUAAGUUAUAACAAAAUUGGUUCUUGUGAUUGUGGAGGAAGCAUAACUGAGGAGAAAAAUCUUUUAGUGAGUCUAGAUGGAGGCAUCUUUGUGAAAGGACUGGCCAGACUUAUAAUUGGUGAUAAUUUACAAGUGAUGCCACCAUUAACUUUGGAAGGCCUUUCUGUAUUUACAGAGCUUGGAGUCAGGAAUGGGAAUACUACUGAGGAGUUGACUUUCAAUGUAGGAUCUGAUGAGGUUUUGAAUUUGCUUAUAUGCUCGUUAGUAUCAAGGACACCUUUGACAGAAACUCUGCUGAAGAAUAAACCAAUACGAAAGUUGAGCAAUGACAACCAAGGAAUAAAUAUUGAACCUCAAAUAGUUGUAGAUGCAACAGAUCCUGAAGGAAACCUCUCUAUCAAGCUUAUAGUGAGCAAAUCUAAGAAGAUGGUUUGUUAUGCAGAAGUAGGAGAGGAUUUUGUGAAUUUACUCUUCAGUUUCCUAACUAUUCCACUGGGUUUUGUUGUAAAACAAAUGAGGGAUUGCGCAUUAAAAGGAUGCAUUAAUCAGUUGUUCAAGAGUGUCCAAGAUCUUGAUGAUUGCUACUUGAAGUCAGACUACCACAAAGAAAUGCUACUCAGUCCCAAGCUUGUACCUGGCUUUUGCUAUGAGAACCAUCUCUUAGGAACUGAGGAGGCCACAUAUUAUUAUGCACUUGGUAUGCUGUCUACUGAUAAAACUCUUAUCGCUUCUCGUAUUUCAGCUGCUAAGAAAACUAGGAGGUCAUAUUAUGGCGAAGAAAGUGCUCAGACUAGUAUUAAGUCAGUGACAGUCAUGGAUCCCAAAUCCCACAAUAAUCAAGAUAAAAGUGCUGAAGGUCAAGGAUUUUUAGGAGGACAAGCGAUGUUCACAGUAAUGUUCACAGUAACUGACAAUUUGAUCAUAAGACCUAUAUCUCUAAUGUUUGGUCUGUCUCUUCUGAAUGAACUGAAGGUGCCUUUGACUGACAUUGAAGUGAAAAUUGUGCAUGUGCGCAGAGAAGAGGCUUUGCGUCUUUUGGUGGCUUCUUUUGUUUGUGACUCGGCACUAACCAAUGCCUUCAUUAGGGAGCCGAAGCAGAACAAAAAGCCAAAGCAAGAACAAUGUUGAGACCUUGCUUAUGUAUAGAUGUUGUUGCAAAAUGGAAGUCCAAUAUGCAUUUUGGUGUUAGAAUACUUGUUUUGUUGACAUGUACUUGCUAUGUGAUCUGCAUAGAGUGUUGCUAUUAGCGUACGGAUAUGAAUUCUGGGUAUGCUGAAGAAAAAGAUGUAGAUAGCCAGCAUGAAACAAAUUGAUACAUGUAAUGUUUGACGUGACAGUUUGCUUUAUAUUAGUACAUAUAAAAUAUUAAGUUUGGAAAA
Molecule: messenger RNA, 2207 nt
Organism: Prunus persica (peach)
Lineage: Eukaryota; Viridiplantae; Streptophyta; Magnoliopsida; Rosales; Rosaceae
Exons: 5
Coding region: 457-1956 (499 amino acids)
Source: RefSeq, a predicted model, not a curated record